Messenger RNA from Hyalella azteca, 1152 nucleotides. RefSeq names its product C-type mannose receptor 2. The record is from RefSeq and is a predicted model, not a curated record. Bases 1 to 987 code for a protein of 328 amino acids. Lineage: Eukaryota; Metazoa; Arthropoda; Malacostraca; Amphipoda; Hyalellidae. The transcript has 6 exons.
AUGAGGGCUGCGUUUGGGACGCUUUUGGCCACGGCGUGUCUAGUCACUGUGCGCAUUGGUGGCGUUGGAGGCGUCAUGCUCGGCUCGGUACUUGCCUACAAAGUGAAACUCCAGGCCUCGGACCUUGCAGGAAACGUGGUCAACACCACGUACCCCAACAUGACGCUCGUCAGGUGCGCCGCCGUGGCAUCCAGUCAGAAAGAUUCCACUUUUUGUUUGACGGCCUCGCGAGACUGCAUAGUAACCAACGCCGUCAUCCCGCCCUACUACAACAACAGCGACGGCAACGGCUUCCACAGCUCCACAACACAUGCCAACGACGGCUACUGGUUAGGCGCCACCAACUCUUCGGAUACGCACGUCUGGCAGUGGAGCGACGGCUCGGCUGUGCAGAUGGGCGCUCCGUACUGGGCAUUCGAUGCUGGACUGGGGGCAGACGUGGAGCCCGUGGGGGGACCAGGGGAGAACUGUGCCUACAUCGACCCCAACUCUGGGUGGUUAUUUCGUGACGGUCCUUGUAGCCCCGCGGGGACCUUCCAUUCUGUGUGCUCGAGGACUCCUGUAGAUGGUGAAUGCACAAGCCAGUAUGUUUUGGUGGGCACGCAGUGUAUCCACAUACUCACCUUCUACUACCACUGGGAGGACGCGCGCUCUCGCUGCGCGUUGGCUGGCGGAGACUUGAUCAUUCUGGACGACUGCGAACAGUUCCGCCAGAUUUACUUGUACCUCGUCGAGCUAGAGGACGUACCCGAUGGUUUCUGGAUCGGCGGAUCGGAUUUAGCCCAGGAGGGGCAAUGGCUCUGGAUUGACGGUUCGCCGAUGGCCAUGGGACGGCCAUAUUGGGCAAAUAGCGGUGUAGGCGCUCCAGAACCCAACAACCCCGGCGUGGAGAACUGCCUGGAGCUGAGCUCCAUCUGGAUGUACCGCUUCUCCAACACGCUGUGCUCCGACUCCAGACGCGUGAUCUGCGAAACUGAUCCUCUCUAGACUAGAGAGAAAUACCUUAUCAGGAAAACUAUAUAUCUAAUCAAAAUCAAGGGAAAAAGAAUUAUAGGUGUUUUAAGGCAUAUUGGUUCUGAAAAACUCAAUGCAAAUAGGUUAUUAAAGAAAGUAUCAUAGCAAACUGAUUCAAAAAGUUUUAAAGCUGGUUGG